Messenger RNA from Cooperia oncophora, 1263 nucleotides. The record is from the annotation of a GenBank genome assembly. NCBI's taxonomy places the organism in Eukaryota, Metazoa, Nematoda, Chromadorea, Rhabditida, Trichostrongylidae.
AUGAAACGGUUGUUCCUCUGCAAACGUAGUUCAUGGGAAUGGGGCAAAAAGCUUGUGAUGGACGAACCGGUAGUAAUCCAGCUUAGUCGUCCGGAGGUGUACGUGAACCAUAUAUCGUUUGGUGGAAGGGAUGCAGUGGCAGCCACGUUGAGCAACGACUUCAUUCAUCUCGUCGACUUAGAAGCAAGAAAGUCAAAGCAAACGCUGGAUGUUGCUAAGAGAGUCGUGGGAAUCCACUUCGAUUUGAGUGGAAGUCCUGUUCUUCGAGCAGUUGACGAUUCAUUUGGUAUCCACUUGUUCGACAUCAGGGCAGGUUCUAAGAAAAAAUCGAGGGUCAAUCCGUUGAUGGAGAACCAUCAAGUUGUUUGUUCGGCUUGUUCCGACCAGUACAUUGCCUUGGGUAGCUCAACUUUCCUAUUAGAAGAUGAAAACAAGAAAAAGUCUAAGGUUGACCCGAGCUUGAAUCCUCAUGUUAUCUCCUUUUUUGAUCUCAGGAAGUGUACCGAUCCUGUGUUGACCAUCAAGGAAUCUCACUCUGACUCCAUCAACUCGUUGGCGUUCAUGAGAGACGGGCAACACCUCAUAUCAGGCGGUUCGGACGGUUUGCUCAACAUUUUCAACACCUCAUGUUCAAAAGAGGAUCAAGCUCUGCAAAGUACCUGCUCGGUCGGUUCAUCUAUAAAUCGUGUUGGAAGUCUAUCAAAACGUCUUAUUUAUGCAUGUACUGACGACAAUAAGUGUUCUGUCUUCGUUCCUAAUACUCCUGAUGACGUGGACUACUUAUUUAUGCGAAACGGGACUGAAGGACGGUUCCUAGUGGACGCACUAAAGGGUGGUGUAGACGAGCGCCCUGUCGCGCUCAUCGAGUGUGACCCGGAAGGCACUCUCUAUGUCCGUACAGUUUCAAAAGAUGGAAAGCACUCCGAAGUUGUUAUGGAGUGGAAGGGUCAUACGGACAUUGUGCGAAGUGCUGCCUUCAACAAUCGUGUGCUAGUUACGGUUUCAAAAGAUGGAAAGCACUCCGAAGUUGUUAUGGAGUGGAAGGGUCAUACGGACAUUGUGCGAAGUGCUGCCUUCAACAAUCGUGUGCUAGUUACAGGAGGAGAGGAUGGAAAGAUAGUUGUGAAGACGGUUGACUUGAGACCUGAAGGAGGUAAAGUUGAGAAGAAAAAGGAAGCCAAAGAAGAUAUGAAGAAUAUUUCUGAUAAAGUCAAAGACAAAAAGGAGAAGAAAAAGAAUAGAAAAAGCGGGAAUCCUUACUAA